Messenger RNA from Vitis riparia (riverbank grape), 415 nucleotides. RefSeq lists its product as uncharacterized. The record is from RefSeq and is a predicted model, not a curated record. The transcript is spliced from 2 exons. Lineage: Eukaryota; Viridiplantae; Streptophyta; Magnoliopsida; Vitales; Vitaceae. Bases 120 to 356 code for a protein of 78 amino acids.
GCCUUUCAACCUCUUUCUUUACAAAAUAUCUCCUUUUAUAUAUUCAUCUCUCUCUACACCUGCAAUCCCAUCCCCUUCCUUUAUUUCUUGAACUUCUCUUUCUUUCCACUGUUCUGCAAAUGCCCAUUUCCUCUAGUUUUGCUGCCAUGGCCAUCUAUGCUACUGAGGGUGUUGGACGAGCUCCGAGGGUUGAGAAGAAGGACAUGAUUGAAAGGCCUGAAACAUCAACAUCGGAGAAGAAGAAGGAGAAAAAGGAAGAAGAAGAAGAUAAGAAGAAAUCGAGACCAUCUGAGUCGCCAUGGUUUGCACCCGAGUUUGAUGGGCUUCAUUGUUUCGAGACUCUAGUUUCUCAUUAAUUUGCAUUUUUGUAAAAAUUUUAACUUCAAACAAUAUUCAAUUUUCAAUUAUAUACUCA